GAGACGUGCUUGGACGCACGCGCCGAAGUCUCACUCCGCAGAAAAACGGCGCCUCUGUUGUGUUUGGGAGCGGUAGUGUCGGGACAACCGACGUCAAAUCGCUUUCACGAGCAGCACAUCCUUCACUGCGGUACGGAGAUUAUAAGACUGCUCGGAGCACGACUUGGAUUGGUCACCAGCAGAGAUCUCCAGCGACCCAACAAAUGCAGGGCUGGAGCUAAAGUCGACGCAGUUCAGCAAACAACAUGUCAGACGACGUAGGAAUGCACGGCGAGUUCGGCCAACCCUUGUCGCCGGUUGCUAGCGGGAGCAAGCGAAAGCGUACAAUGGAAUGGGCCAUGGAGGUGCCUGAGGCAGAUGUGCGCCUGCCCCUCGAUCAACACUCGUCCAAUCCCGACCAAGGACAACAUGACCAAGACAACAACCUAGACAGACAUGAGCGCCACACACCCAAGCGCAGCCGACCAUCGCCGUCGCCCACAUCUAAACAACAGCCUCGCAGCAUCCGCCGCAAAGACGCCCGCUACGGCCUGUCGUCACUCAACAGGCGCCAUGCCGAAGCAGAGGCAGAGGCUGAGCUAGAAGCAGUUGAUGUGCACAUCACAGACAGCACUCGUCCUUCUCGCUUCCAAGAGGGCAGCAUGUCAGACAAGCCCAGCGCGCAGCCCCCGAGCGUCUUUACUCGCGACCACUCGAACCCCGGCAUGCCCGCUCUGGCCAAUGUCGACCACCUCAUGACCCAGUACCACGAAGAGAACUCGACUCCCUCAGCAUACCAUACUCUCAAGCCCUCCGUGAGCUACCCUCUCCAGCGCACCGUCGGCAUUUCUCCUCAACACACGGCCAGCCAUCCCCUUCAGCACGACUCGAUCGAUCCUCCUCGACCCGUACCGACCAGCGUCCCUACCUUCGACUCGAUCGCUCCCUCGACGACCGCAUCUGUCAAGCCGGCCGGUGGUUUCUUCCGCUUCGGCAAAAUGGUUGCAUCCACCUUCAACCCAGCAAACGUAUGGGAGUCGUUCUCCCGCACCUGGAAAGAGUCCAAGGAAGAUCUGACUGUUAGAAACAUUGAAGAGAACCGCAAGCUUGCCCAGAGUCAGAGUGUACAGGACGACAAGGCCAUGUACGAACAGGCUUAUCAGGAACUUAAGAAGUCCGGCCAAUUCAACUUCACCGUCGUGCCUAACAAGGCUCUUACAUCUCCACGUAUCGGUGCUAACAGCCAAUUCAACUCGCCCAUACGUCAGCCCUUGACUUCUCCUCGUCACGCCGCUGCCUACGCUCAUCUACGUCCGGACGCAGAUUUCCCGCAGUCUCGCGACAAUUCGCUUGAUCUUGCUGACGAUUCUGCUGCCCCACCUCAACUGGCUACCCUGUUCAAACGAGACAGUAACCUUACUGUAGAGCCGAAGUCACCAACCCAUCUGUCACCUGAGAAGCCGUUGAGCAAACGCAAGUCAUUCUUCACUCUUCGAGGUGCUUCUCUUCGUGCCCCUUCCUUGACUUCUCUGAAGCGUGGUCGUUCUGUGGCCAAUCUCAGCGACACCUUUGGACGUACAUCCGAAGACAAACGCACGCCUUCCGCCUCACCAGAAAAGCCUGCCGUGCACAAUCUUCUCACUCUCCAGUCCCUGCCUCGGUCUCAAACGAAGCGAGACCUCAACAAGACCGUCAAGCUAAACAAGCGUGUCAGCGACCUCGAGUCCAAGCUUGCCGACGCUCGUCGUGAGCUGAACCAAGCCAUUACAAACGCCUCACCACUUCCAGUUCUACCUUCUCGUUUCGAAAGAUUCACUCCUACUUCAAAAUCAUCCAAAUUUGGUAGAGCUAGAUUUGGUCUAAGCAGUAGUAGGCUUCCAUCUCUACCCUCGGAAAGCCUUCUCCAAGCAGAGACGAUUGCUCAGGCUCAGGACACCCCAUCGCUUGUCAGACCAAGACCUGCUCACUCUCAGUCGUUCGACCUUACCCACCUUCGCGAUUCUGCUCAACAAAGAGACUCUGUCAUUAUUGUCGAUACACCACGCUCGGAGAUUCAGUCCUUCCUACCCAUCGACUUCUACGAUUCAGCUCCCAUGGAUCCCGCCGCUAUCGCCUCUUCCGAGGUCGGCAAUCAAAGUGAGACCGAGGAUCGUCCUAGUCUGGAUGCCAAACUCAGCGCCCUGGAGGCUAGCCACAAACAAAACGUCAAGAAGACACCUUCCAAGAAGCGCAAGAGUGCCGCAAAGGAUGACGGUAUCUACAAGCCUCCCGCAGAUGAGGAGGAAGACGAGCUAGAGAUCGUCAAGGAAAAGCUAAAGAAGAAGCCAGGAAAGCAGUAAGCAGCACGCUACUGAGCAGGUACAAGACGUCGCUCCCAUCGGCCGCUCCAGUCUGGACACCCUCGAUCCCA
Aureobasidium subglaciale EXF-2481 is the source of this 2389-nucleotide messenger RNA. RefSeq lists its product as uncharacterized. The transcript is spliced from 3 exons. Bases 246 to 2318 code for a protein of 690 amino acids. The record is from RefSeq and is a predicted model, not a curated record. NCBI's taxonomy places the organism in Eukaryota, Fungi, Ascomycota, Dothideomycetes, Dothideales, Saccotheciaceae.